AUGACUUCCCUGUGAUAUCUGCCGAUGGUAGCUGAUCCUGUGGCCUGAACUCGUCUUCCAUUGCCAUUCUCUAGCGCUUCUUCUCCAAUCGAAACAGUAUCUUCACCUUCUGUGAGAGAUUCUGCAGAGCCUCCGGAACGGGUUUCGGAUUGAUCCAUGUCCGCUGGCUGCACUUCCUCCGAUCGUUUGGGUUCUUCUUUGAAUGCCUUUAGACCGAAUCCACUGAAAGCUUUGCUAUCGAAAAGAGGAGCUGUAGAACGAGGUGCAGUAGAUAAAGCUUCUCUCUCAGCUUUGCCCAGAGGCGAAGGAUACGGCUGAAGCUGGGGUGAGCCUUCGCUGUCAUCUGGUCCACCCAGUUCCAUUGCCAUUUGAUUGAUUUUGUUGAUGUGGUCGAGUUCUUCCUGAGUGAGCGGAGCAGGUUGUUCUUGAGGAAUUGGAAUAGUCUGAAGGACUGGCCCUUUGCUUUCUUCUUCAGCUGCCAUCUGAGCGAUUCUGUUGAUGUGGUCUAACUCUUCUUUAGUAAGAUCAGGAAGUCCGCCUAGCGAAGCAGAAGGUUGCAGCUGAACUUCCUGUCUUUGUUCGUCCUCCAUGGCCAUCCGGUUAAUUUUCUCAAUAUGCUCUAACUCUUCCUGGGUUAACUGGGAGGGGAUUUUUUCGGAGACGGGCGGUGGUAGACGAUCAUCAGGUUUCAAUCCUAUAUCUUCAAGUGCUGUUCGAGCUUCUUCAGCCUUCUGCAUGACUCCUUUAAGAGCACUGAGACCGAAUCCAGUCAAAGACUUAGUACUGAAUGUCGAAGAGUCGAAAAUUGAUGAACGUGGUUGAGACUUCUCCACAGCCUCCGGUGUUUGAGGCUCUGUCGACUGCUCGUCUGAUACGUAUUCACUUUCAUCUGCUCCGUCUGUAUGUUCGGAUUCCUCGCUAUAAUCUUCACGACCACCCAGCCUGACAUCCUCUUCCAUUGCCAUUUGAGCAACUCUGUUAAUAUGGUCCAACUCUUCUUGCGUAAGCUCCGGAGGUUCACUUGGAACAGCUGGGGGCGGCGAACGAGAUGGCUGUCUGGUUUCUUCCUGUAGCGCCAUCUCGGCCAUCUCGUUGAUUUUAUUGAUAUGGUCAAGCUCUUCUUGGGUGAGUACGGCUAGCUUCUGUUUCGGAACGACAGAAGGAGAAGGGGCUUCCUUGAUCUUUGUCAAAUCCUCCAAAGCUGCCCGGGCUCCAUCAGCCUUUUGCAUUACUCCUUUGAAGGCUUUCAUACCGAAUCCAGUGAACGGGCUCGUGUCGAAGAUAUGAGCUGAGCUACUGGAUGGAGUGGAUGGAAGUUCUUCCUUCGAAUCUUUCACAGGCGGUUGAAGCACAGAAGAAGUAUGUCGAUCUUCGUCCGAAGCCAUCUGAGCGAUUCUACUGAUGUGAUCGAGUUCCUCCUGGGUCAGCUGAGGUGGUUCUACUUGAGAAGGAGGAGGCAAAGGGCGGACGUCUUCUUCUUUCGUCAGAUCUUCGAAGAUACCUUCCUUCUCUCGUUCCUGUUGAUGAAGGGUUGCAGGCGUCACGAUAGACGGCUGACUAGGCCCAUGCCAGGUUUCCUCCAUCGCUGCCAUUUCAUUAAUCUUCUUGAUGUGUUCAAGUUCUUCCUGAGUGAGUUGGGCAGGCUUCUCUUGGGAAGCAGGAGGUGGAGCAUGUACUUCUUUUUUCGCUGCCAUAUCUUCAAAGGCCGAUCGAGCACCUUCAGCCUUCUGCAUAACACCUCUGAAAGCUUUGAAGCCAAAUCCAGUUAUGGACUUUGCAUCAAACAUAGAGGAAGAAGGUUGACGUUCUUCCAUUUGUUCAACUGAAUCCGAGGGAAGUUGUUGCUCAACUGCAUGUUCCAGCUUCUUCCCCACUUUCACUCGUUCCGUUUGAUCAUGAGAAAGGGGCAUCACUGGAGGCCGUUGAUCGGGUCCAGGCCUUCCUUCUUCUCUUGCUGCCAAUUCGUUAAUCCUAUUGAUAUGUUCCAGUUCUUCCUUGGAUAACUGGACUGGUUCCUGCUUGCGAGUAAGAGGUAACUGAUGAACAUCCCGCCUGUCAUCACCCUCCAUCGCCAUCUGUGUAAUUUUGUUGAUGUGGUCAAGCUCCUCUUGUGUUAGCUCUUCUUGUUUAGGUGCCUGCCCAAGAGAUGGACGUGAUGGGGGUUGGUUGCCUUGCAUUGAUCCACCUUCUGCCGCCAUUUGGUUGACUCUAUUAAUGUGAUCAAGCUCUUCUUGGGUAAGCUCUGCAUGAGAGCCGGUCAGGGACUUGGCGCCGAAUAUGGAGGAUGUCACGGGUGGAGUUCGUGGUUGUUCCUCAUAUUGUUUUCUUUCUUGCUCCAUAGCCAUCUGUGUGAUUCUGUUAAUGUGAUCAAGUUCCUCCUGAGUGAGCAUAGAAGCAUUUUGCGUAGGAGAUGCCUGCUUAUCUUGCUGCUCAUCGGUGGAGAGCAAUGAACCAGAAGGAGAACUAACAGACCCGGCAUCGCGUUUCUUUGCUGGCAUGUCUCGAUUUUCAGGGGCGUCGCGAGCAGAAUCUCUUGGUUGAACAGGACGUUUUGCUUCAUAUAAACUCUCGCCCUGCAUGGCCAUUUCAGUGACGCGCUUAAUGUGGUCUAGUUCUUCCUGUGUGAGCUUGGCGCCAGCAUGCUUUUCUUCUUGGGUCAAUUUUGGACCUACUUUUGGCUCAGACUCCUCAGGUUUCGAAUAUGGCUUGGCAGCAGUUUCCACUGCCGAAGACGGAAGGCUACUCACGGUGGUUGCAUAAAUAGAACGACCGUCAUCUUUGUGUUGCUCAGCCAGCUUCGCCACUUUCUCAAUGUGUUCGAUUUCUUGCAUGUUCAACGUAGUCGAAGGUGUUGCCAUCGAAGGAGCUGGCGAUUUGGUCUCAGCAGCUGAAGGUGACGGGGACACAGCCUGUGGUGAGAGAGCUUCCUUGAUAUCUUCUGAACGCGCAACUUUAGCCGCCUCUAUUUCUCUCGUGGCCGCGGAUGUCACGUCAAGCGCUUCCUGGACUUCUUCGGUCUUCGAAGGCUUUGACGAGUCCUCCUCGACAAACUCGGCGAAAGACUUCUGUUUGAUUUGUUCAACACAGCCAUAACGUGCUCCAACUCGGUUUGAGAUAAACCAUCCAAAGCAUGAUCCGUUGGUUUGGUCGUCGUCGAAACUUGACACUGACGUUGAAUGACGAGGCAGUGAGCUAUCGGUGAAGUAGCGUGCUCGAGGAUUAGCCAGAGCUCGGAAAUACAUUCUCAGAUCACGCUCAGGCAGUUUCCUAUCAGUCGAUACUUGUGAUGUGUCCAGACCGCGAUAG
Haemonchus placei is the source of this 3306-nucleotide messenger RNA. Lineage: Eukaryota; Metazoa; Nematoda; Chromadorea; Rhabditida; Trichostrongylidae. The record is from the annotation of a GenBank genome assembly.